Molecule: messenger RNA, 1263 nt
Organism: Hyaloperonospora brassicae
Lineage: Eukaryota; Oomycota; Peronosporomycetes; Peronosporales; Peronosporaceae
Source: the annotation of a GenBank genome assembly
AUGGGGCCACUUGCUGCAACGCGACGGGGCCUGACGCGCGCCCGUUCCGUUUGCGGCCGACCGGUCGCGCGCGGACUGCGCGGCGGUCGGACGACGUCGUCGCUCGCGCCACUGACGCAGCUGUCGGAGGAGGAGACGAUGUUCCAAGAGACCGUCGCGAAGUUUGCCGCUGACGUUGUCGCGCCGCAUGUCCGUGCGAUGGACAUGGCGGGCGAAAUGGACCACUCGAUCACGCGCGGUCUGUUUGCGAACGGACUGCUGGCGGUCGAGAUCCCCGCAGAGUGGGGAGGCAGCGAGGCGUCGUUCAUGAGCCUGUGCUUGACGAUUGAAGAGCUGUCGAAGGUCGACCCUGUGGUGGGGCUGCUCGUGGACCUGCAGAACACUGUCGUGAACAAUGUGUUUCUGAUGCACGGCACAGAGGCGCAAAAGGAAAAGUACCUGCCGCGAUUGAGUACCGACAUGAUUGGGAGUUUCUGUCUGACAGAGGCGGGGUCUGGAAGCGACGCGUUUGCGCUCAAGACAAAGGCGCAAGCGUCGGCUGACAAGAGCUACUACACGAUCACGGGACAAAAGAUGUGGAUCUCGAACGCAGAGUACGCCGGCGUGUACUUGGUGUUUGCGAACGUGAACCUGUCGGAAGGCUACAAGGGCAUCACGUGCUUCAUUGUCGACCGAGGCAUGGAAGGACUUGAGAUUGGCAAGCCCGAGGAAAAGCUGGGCAUCCGCGCGUCGUCGACGUGUCCGGUCACGCUCACAGACGUGAAAGUGCCAGCGGAAAACAUCUUGGGGGAGCUCGGCAAGGGCUAUAAGAUUGCAAUCAGCACGUUGAACGAAGGCCGCAUUGGCAUUGCGUCCCAGAUGCUGGGCCUGGCACAAGGAGUGUACGACCAGACGCUUCCGUAUUUGUUCGAGCGGCACCAGUUCGGAACGGCAAUCGGAGAGUUCCAGGCGAUGCAGCACCAGUACGCGGAAGCUGCACUGGACAUUGAGACGACGCGGUUGCUCGUGUACAACGCUGCCCGUCUGAAGGACGCUGGUCUUCCGUUUGUCAAACAGGCUGCAAUGGCGAAGCUUCAUGCGUCACGCGUCGCUGAGAAGACGGCGUCGAAAUGCAUUGAGAUGCUUGGUGGCAUUGGUUUCUCCAAGCACUUGCUCGCGGAGAAGUUUUACCGCGAUGCGAAGAUUGGAUCCAUCUACGAGGGCACGAGCAACAUGCAGCUCACUACGAUUGCAAAGCUUGUCGCAGAAGAGUAUCGGAAAUGA